Messenger RNA from Mesorhabditis belari, 1107 nucleotides. NCBI's taxonomy places the organism in Eukaryota, Metazoa, Nematoda, Chromadorea, Rhabditida, Rhabditidae. The record is from the annotation of a GenBank genome assembly.
AUGUGUCAACGAUGGGAGGAAUAUGUUCUGCUCAUCGAAAGCCUUAUGAAGCUCAGCGAGCGCGAAGAGAAAAGCAGUGAGAGCAAAGGGAGAGACAAGAUUAAGAAGAUGAAGGACGUUGCUCGUGAGGCCGCUGAGCACCUGGAAGCAAUGGACGCCACCGAUUUCUUUAUGGCUUAUGGUGGUCUCAAAAUCGAACGUCAGAAGAAUAUCAAGAGAUCCGGCUUUGUGCUUCUUUACCUGGAGGAAAAUUGGUUCAGAAAAGCUGUUGUCGCUUACUUCAAGAAGAGCCCGGAAAUGGAGGUGGAGGCCAAAAAGCCAGCAAAGGGAGGUGUGCAGCAAAGCUUGGUCGUUGACAUCAAUGGCCGGAAAUCUGCUUAUUACGCAAAGGUCCUGGGUACAUUCAAUAAGAACUAUGGAACAUGGCCUUUUGACAAGCCUCCUGUCGAUUUGCGGGAGAUUUUUGUGUAUCGACUGCUCAGCUCGAUUGGAGUCGGAUCGAAAGAGGUGCACGUUAUACCUGAUGUGCCCAACUCUGGAUACGUAUAUUUGGCGACGAAGAUGAUUGAGAAUUUCUUCACGGCGGACGGGCAUACGGAGGAUUAUUUGCGAACUGGUUCGACAAAGAAUGAUAAGUCGGUAAAAGGGUCGAAGAAGAAAGCUGAAGAUCAGCUAGAUAUGCUUGGCUGGUUGUUACGCUUACACGAUCUGGGUGUCGAAAAUAAGGCAAACUAUGGUUUUAUCGCACGACUUAUGAGUGAUAGCUCGACCUCGUUCGAAUUGAGGAUUGUCGACUUUCGGGUGCUUGCCAAGAAUGCCAAUCAAUCUCCUUACUUCCCGAAGGCCAAAGAUAGCAAGAUGAAAUCUGAAUGGAAGAAAUUUGCCGAAGUCUGGAAGCUGACAGACAAAAUUGACGAAGCUUGGAAAAAAAUGGAGGAAGACCUUGCUAUCAGAAAGAGAUUCGAAGAGGACAAGAAUGCCUACGAGGGCAAGAAUCAACAGGACCAAAACCUCUUCGACUACCGCGACGGGGUCAAAGACAAUUUGCAAAAGCUCGUCAAGGAGGAACAAAGCGGCAGCGGCGCUGCGAAGAAGCCGAGAACCGAC